UUGAGGAAGCUUUAGGAGUUUCUUUUCCUGCUCUCGUGGUAACAGGACCAAACACCACGUGCUUUUCCUUUGAAGUCCGUGUGCUGAAGCUUUUGUGAUGAUAUUCUAGUAUCCUCAUCCGAAAAGUAAGCACCUUCAACAAGUAGCACCACUAUGGCCCCUGCGUCUUGACGCGCUGCCGGUGCGCGCACACUUUUGUGUUGUGGGGACUCUUUGGUUGGUGGUGGUGGCGGUGUGUAGCAUGAAGAAGCAUGGCUUGGUGUGAGCGAGGGGUUCAGACGCUGUUGGCCACCGUGGGGGCUUUCGCCGCCUUCAGUCUCAUGAGCAUCGCUAUCGGGACGGACUACUGGCUCUACUCGCGGGCGUACAUCUGCAACGGAACCAACGCCACCUCGGACGAGACGCAGCCGCAGCCCAGAAGCAAAAAGGGGGACCUGACGCAUUCUGGACUGUGGAGAAUCUGCUGUAUUGAGGGCAUCAAUCAAGGCAGCUGUUACAGAAUCAACCAUUUCCCUGACGACAACGAUUACGACACAGACAGCUCGGAAUACCUGCUGCGUAUAGUGCGAGCCUCCAGCGUGUUCCCCAUCCUCAGCACGGUUCUGUUGAUGCUCGGCGGCUUGUGCGUAGGAGUGGGCCGAGUCUACAGCAAGACAAACAACGUCCUCCUCAGCGCAGGCAUUCUCUUUGUUGCUGCAGGUUUGAGUAACAUCAUCGGAAUCAUCGUGUACAUCUCAAGCAACGCGGGAGACCCCAAUGACAAACGUGACGACGACAAGAAGUAUACUUACUCCUACGGCUGGUCCUUCUACUUCGGCGCCCUCUCCUUCAUCGUGGCCGAAACGGUGGCCGUCCUCGCCAUCAACAUCUACAUUGAGAAAAACAAGGAAGUCCGCUGGAGGGCGCGACGCGAGUUCAUCCGUUCCCUCUCAUCUUCUUCCCCGUAUUCAAGGAUACCGAGCUUCCGCUACCGCCGGCGGACGUCUCAGACGAGCUCUCAUUCCACAGAGGCGUCGCGGGAGAACUCGCCCGGUCUGAAGGGGGCGCCGUCUUCCAGCGGGGCCCUGGACGAGCUGUCUAUGUAUGCCCUGGCGAGGGACAGCGUGACAGAGAACACGUACAGCCCUGAACAUGAGGCGGCCGCAGACUUCCUUCAGGUGCAUAACUGUUUCCCAAAUGAUUUAAAGGACGGGGUCAACCGCAGGACCACGCCCGUGUGAGGCUGACCUGUGGGAGCCUGUGAUUGUCUCAUUCCACGGACACUUUCCUUUUCCCGGAUUGCGAGAUGAGACGGACGGUCACUUCUUUUUUCGUAUAUCCGCUUGUAGAGCUCAUGAAUGCUGCUGAACUCAAGUUGUGUGCACCGUAGCCAACGUGAAAUCAGUGUUAGCGUCGUCUAGCAGCACCCAGAUGCUGUCCAUCACAUCACUGAGGUGUGCUAUUCACCACUAUUCAACCUGGAACUAUUGAAUAAGGUGCUACAUUAUAAUAUCAAGUGUGUGUAAAAUUGUGUGUGUGUGAUGUUGCAUAGAAGUGGGGGGGCUCACUUCAGACUCCAUGUGUCCGUCAAAGGGUCGAUUGUGUGGAAAGUGAUCCCAGUCAGCUAUGUGAACCACCACACUACCUGUAACGUAACAACAAAAUAUUAAAUCAUUUUUAGCAUAGUGGUUCAUAUAGCUGACCUUUCGGCAGCUGGCCCUUUUAUUUAUGUCGGAUUGGUCGAUUGUGUCAGGACACUGAUCCCAUACCAGCUACAAGUCACCAAUAUUAACCACUACACUCCCAAUAAACCAAACAUAGUACAGUCCAGAUACAUUCUUCUACUAUUCAUACUAUGUUUACUGAACUGAAGUGUGUGCCAGUGAUAGCGUAGUGGUUCAUAUACUGCAGAUGACUGGUCGCCAGUCCAUCACAUGUCGAUUGUCAAUGGGAAUUGUUCACAUGCCAGCUGUACGAAAGUCAGCUAUGUGAAAGAGUACGCUAUCAAUGACCCCAAAAGUUGUACAGUAUAAAUCACUUUUGUACACUUCAUUACUUCAAGAAAUUGUGGAAUAUAACCAUCCUCCGCAAUAUCACGGGUUGAUUAUGGUGUUUUUUCAGAAAUUAAUUCACAAUCACUGUUUUUAAGUUUUUCUUAAAGGUAAACUACACUUUUUUUUUAAUUUGGCCCAUCAUCCACAAUCCUUAUGUGAAACAUGAACACAUAUUUCCCUUUUCUGUGCAUUCUAACAAGAGAAAACAAGUUAGUAUGAGCUAGCUAACGAUGCACGUCAUUGGGACCUGCCUAUAAGCCUUUGAAAAAAACUCUCUACUGUUUCAUAUGCAUGAAACUUCUUUCCUAGCUGCAUUGAUUUACGCUACUACAAUGUCCGCUCUCCUUGGGAUGGCUGUGUCUUCCAGCACGAGACGUGUGCUCCAGUCUUCAGGUAAAAAAUUGUGACAGCAAACCAGAAUUUUGUUGAGUCCAAAUUGAGAACUGGGUAUCCACUCUUCUGUCGGUUACGCCAUGACUAAUGGUGAGCGAGGCGUUGUGUUACUUUGCCAGAUAAAUACGGUUUUAUAAUAUAGUUAGCUGCUACAAUAACAAUAUCGCAGUCGCUCGGUUAAUAUACAUGUCAGUUAUGUAAAUGGAACACUGCUGAGGUUUGUUUUGUCAGUUCUGUAGCACCAAAAUUGGGCAGGUCCCAAUGACAUGCAUUGUUAGCUAGCUUAUACUAACUUGUUUUCUCUAGUUAGAAUGCACAAAAGAGGGAAAUAUGUCUUCAUGUUUCACAUAAAGAUUGUGAAUGAUGAGGAAAAAUUUAAAAAGUACACUUUUCCGUCAACACAGCAUGAAGUCAUGAAGUCAGCCAUGGCAUGUCCGACAUGAUAGAGAGGGGGAAAUAAGCUCUCCUCCCAUUCCGUGUGGAAGUGGUACGUUUUUGGCUGUUUAAGUUUAGAAUAUUUAAAAUAUUUUUAAAGUCAGCAGCUAUAAAUGAGGGUCGACUAAAUAGAAUUGUGAGUCAUUGGAUGACUUUUGUGAAGCUGGUAUGGCCAUUUUUCACACAAUGGCCUCAAAAAUGGCACAAUACAAAUCACUGAACUGGGGCCAAUUGGCAAGGUAGUGGUUCACAUCAAAAAAAUGUACGUAUACAAUGCAAAACACUUGGGCAUUGAAUUUACCUGAACUGGCAGCCAUUAGUGGUAUAUUGAAACUCUGUCUUUCCCCCAGAGGUCAGCUGGGAUAGGCUCCAGCCUUGACCCUAAAUAAGAAUAUCACUGCUUGCUGUAUGUGACAGAAAGCAGCUGCCUAGGUAAUACCGAAAGCAUUAAAUCCAGCCUCUUCCUGCUUUGAGUAUGUAAACUACAUCCUAUGGCACACAUGCACGCACCUUAAAACGUAAAACAUAGCUACUAAGGUGACAUA
Doryrhamphus excisus (bluestripe pipefish) is the source of this 3406-nucleotide messenger RNA. RefSeq names its product calcium channel, voltage-dependent, gamma subunit 4b (gene cacng4b). Gene Ontology annotation, cellular component: postsynaptic density membrane; voltage-gated calcium channel complex; AMPA glutamate receptor complex. Gene Ontology annotation, molecular function: channel regulator activity; voltage-gated calcium channel activity. The record is from RefSeq and is a predicted model, not a curated record. NCBI's taxonomy places the organism in Eukaryota, Metazoa, Chordata, Actinopteri, Syngnathiformes, Syngnathidae. Gene Ontology annotation, biological process: postsynaptic neurotransmitter receptor diffusion trapping; neurotransmitter receptor internalization; neurotransmitter receptor transport, postsynaptic endosome to lysosome.